CAUCCGACGCUUGAAUGUCCAUAUGGCUCGUUUCUGGUGGGGGGCGGUUCAAGGACAGCGUCGAGUUCAUUGGAUAGCAUGGAAAUCUCUUUGUGGCAGUAAACAUGAAGGUGGAUUGGGAUUCCGUAAUUUUGGUUGCUUCAAUUAGGCGUUAUUGGCUAAAGUUGCAUGGCGUAUCCUCACUGAGCCGGCCUCUCUUUUGGCUCGUAUUCUUAAAGGGCGUUAUUUUGCUGGUCAUCAUAAUUUGCUGGAUGCCUCGUGUGGCUCAAAUCCGUCGUGGGACUGGCGAAGUAUCCUCCAUGGUCGAGAUUUACUUUCUCGUGGGUUGCGUUGGCAGGUAGGUAAUGGUUUUUCCAUACGGGUGUUUGAAGAUGCUUGGUUACCCACGUCUCCGUCGUCGAUUCCUUCUCGUAGACCUGGUGCCCCUGCUUCUUCCCCGUUUGUUUCGGCGUUGAUUGAUCCGGGAUCUUGCACUUGGAAUAUGGCAGCCUUGCGUCUGUUUUUCAGUGCUGAUACUGUCAAGCUCAUCUCUUCUAUUCCUCUUCCGCAAAUCCAAAUCCCGGAUAAGUUGAUAUGGCAUUUUGAGCCAUCAGAUGUAUUCCAGGUUCGGUCAGCUUAUCAUCUUGCUUUUCAAUGCUAUCGUUCUGGAGUUGGUAGGCCUCAUGUAAAUCAAAUGGACCAUGAUAUGUAGCUUUGGUUGUGGAAUUUGAAAUUGCCACCAAAGCUUAAAUUUUUUGUUUGGCAAUGUCUUAAUCGGAUACUGCCAACUAGGGAGUCCUUAUCUCUCCAGGGUCUUGAUAUAAUCCCGAUUUUUCCGGUUUGUGGUCGGAAGGUGGAAUCGUUAGAACAUCUGUUUUUUAAUUGUUCAUUUGCUCGAAAAUUGUGGAGCUUGGUUGGUUUUCGUUCACAGCUUGCAGGUUGGGAUAAGCGUUCAUUUGCAGGUAUGGUUCGGGAGGUGCUUUUUCAUAAGAGCGGGAGGGUGGAUAAUUAUUAUUUUAACCUGCAAGUUAUAUCCAUGUUUUGGCGUAUUUGGAAGAACAGGUGUAUGGUUCUUUUUGAUCAGCAACAGAUCUGCUUGGAGUCAAAGGCGGCGGAGUGGCGUCAUCAGGUGAAUGAAAUUGAGUCUGCCUUCUUGUCCGCAUCUCUUUCCCCGGCCAUCCCGCUUCGAUCUUCUGUUCCUACAGGAUCAGCGUUUCCGCAUGAUGUUCAUCAAUUCCAUACUUCUUUCGACGGUGCCACUGGGAGGGGGGAUGCAGGUGCGGCAGCGUAUGUGAUUGGGGACGGUUCGUCUGAUGCAGGGAUGGUGUUUCCAAUUGCAGCUGCAGCAACCAUUUAUGCAGGGAUUAAAGAUGCUCAUGUUUUGGAGACCCUAGCUAUUCGGGAUUGUCUCAAGGAAUGCAGCACAAGACAGCUCACAUCGCUUCUUAUUACGGGCGACGCGAAGGUUAUCCUGGAUAAAUGUUUGGCAGGGGAUUUCAAUGAUUCUAAGGUUGGCGCAAUUUUGCGUGAGAUCAAAGCCUUGUUGGCUGGUUUUGGGGGGUAUUGUGAUCUACGUUUCGUAGGUCGUCAUAGGAACAGGGAGGCUCAUUUAGUAGCCAAAAAGUCCUUGAGUUUAUCGCCUCGGGUCCUGUCGAGGUUCGACUAUGUGUCUUGGUUACGUAGUUUGUAAUUGACGGAGUGUGGAUCUUAUCUCCAUCUCGUUUGAGAUCGGUUGAAUGGCAAAAAAAAAAAUGUUAAAGAUGAGAGCUGUGGCCUGUGUGUUCCAUCACUUGAUCUUCAAUUCAUGGAGGAUAUCGAUACUAGGGUUAGUAUGGCUUCUUUAGAUUUCUGAUAUGGCAAGCCUUCAACAACCAAUAAAAAGGUAAAAUAUACAUUGAAUUCUGUAAGAACAAACUCAAAUCCAACUUGGAGGCAGCUACCACGCGUACAUGAGUGCCCACUGGUACACGAACAUAGUUGCGAUUUGCGAAUAACAUGAAGAGGUUUCAGGCCAUCUGGUUUCCUUGUGGGACUCAUGAAUCCUUCUCUGCCAUUAAAACCCACGCCCACUGGUACACGAACAUCGUCAUUUGCCUUCCUGUAUAUAUGCCUGACCGUCUUCACCUGCAUGCACUAGCUGUGUCUUCUAGCAGCAAACCAUGAAGCCCAAGCUUGGACGGAUGGACACCAAAGAAAGAGAAUGUAUCAGC
Linum trigynum is the source of this 2189-nucleotide messenger RNA. Lineage: Eukaryota; Viridiplantae; Streptophyta; Magnoliopsida; Malpighiales; Linaceae. The record is from the annotation of a GenBank genome assembly.